Pyricularia pennisetigena is the source of this 1071-nucleotide messenger RNA. RefSeq lists its product as uncharacterized. Gene Ontology annotation, molecular function: cyanide hydratase activity. Bases 1 to 1071 code for a protein of 356 amino acids. The record is from RefSeq and is a predicted model, not a curated record. NCBI's taxonomy places the organism in Eukaryota, Fungi, Ascomycota, Sordariomycetes, Magnaporthales, Pyriculariaceae. Gene Ontology annotation, biological process: cyanide catabolic process. The transcript is spliced from 4 exons.
AUGUCCAUCACCAAGUACAAGGCGGCUGCUGUCACCUCGGAGCCGGGAUGGUUUGAUCUCGAGGCCGGCGUUCAGAAGACUAUCAACUUUAUCAAUGAGGCUGGCCAAGCGGGGGCCAAGCUUGUUGCCUUUCCCGAAGUCUGGAUUCCGGGCUACCCCUAUUGGAUGUGGAAGGUUAACUACUUGCAGAGCCUCCCGAUGCUCAAGGCCUACCGCGAGAACUCUCUUAAGGUUGACUCGGACGAGAUGCGCCGCAUCCGGCGCGCGGCCCGCAACAACAACAUCUACGUCUCAUUAGGAUUCUCCGAGAUUGACCACGCAACCCUAUAUCUGGCGCAGGUGCUGAUUGGCCCGGAUGGCGAGGUGCUCAAUCACCGGCGCAAGAUCAAGCCAACGCACGUCGAGAAGCUCGUCUAUGGCGAUGGCUCCGGUGAUAGCUUCAUGCCCGUGACGCAAACAACAUUGGGCCGCGUGGGUCAACUCAACUGUUGGGAGAACAUGAAUCCGUUCCUCAAGUCCUUGAGCGUGGCGUCGGGCGUGCAGGUCCAUGUCGCUGCGUGGCCCGUGUAUCCUGGCGUCGAGCGACAGGUCGCACCCGACCCAGCCACAAACUACGCCGAUACGGCGUCGGACCUUGUGACGCCCGCAUUUGCCAUUGAGACGGGAGCCUGGGUUCUGGCGCCAUUCCAGCGGCUCAGCGUCGAGGGGCUCAAGAAGACUACGCCUGCGGGAGUCGAGCCCGAGACGGAUCCGACGCCGUACAAUGGCCACGCUCGCAUCUACCGACCUGACGGCAGCCUGGCGGUGCCCAAGCCCGACAAGGACUUUGACGGUCUGAUGUUUGUUGACAUUGACAUCAACGAGACGCAUUUGACCAAGGUCAUUGCUGAUUUUGCUGGCCAUUACAUGAGGAGCGACCUCAUUCGUCUGCUCGUCGACACCCGACGCAAAGAGCUCAUUACCGAAGCGGAUCCACAAGGCGGAAUCAAGUCUUACAGCACCAGAACCCGCUUGGGUCUGGACAAGGUUUUGGAUGAUGAAGUUGAGGAGGGCACGGAGCGCACUGUUUGA